UGUAAGGAGGAGAGGGGAAAGGGACUGCCGGGAGCCUCCCUCCCCCUUCCUCUCCUAUUCCUUCCAUUCCGUCCUGGACUUCACAUUGUGGCGGAUCACACACACGGAAUAAAGGAUGAUCCUCCUUCUCUCCAUCGCUUCCCUUCUCUCCACAGAUUCUCUAAUGAUUCCUUCGAACCUGGACAGUGGUAUUUGUCCCCUGGGUCAGUUCCCGUGCGGCAAUCUCUCGGUGUGUUUGCCGCAACUUCUGCACUGCAACGGACGCAAGGAUUGCACCAAUGGCGCCGACGAGGAUAAUUGUGUGGAUAACAGUGGUUGGCCAAAACUCUUUGAUACCAUUCAGAGUUCGCGGAGUAAUCAGGCCAUGCAGGAGGACGAGGCACAUGACUCUGAAUGCGCUCUAGAUGUUUACCCAGAACAAUGCGAGUGCCGGAAGCGUUUAGUAAACUGCUCAAGUCAAGGACUUCAUUAUGUUCCAGCCAUCUCUUCUAACGUAACAGCUUUUGAUCUGAAGGAUAACCGGAUCAAAUCUCUGCCUGAUGGCGUCUUUCAUCGGUAUCAUGAUUUGGGAAAGCUCUUUCUACAAAAUAAUGAACUGCAAUCCAUCUCCCGGCAGGCAUUUUCAGGACUCUUCAGGCUAAAAAGGCUUUUCCUGAGUAACAAUCGGAUCGAGGUCUUGAGGGCCGAAGUCUUUAAGGAUCUCCACUCCUUGGAAUGGCUGAUUAUAGAUAAUAACCGAGUGAACCAGAUUCAUCCCGGGACAUUCAAAGGCCUGAAUUCUUUAUAUUUCCUAUACAUGUUAAACAAUUCCAUAAGUGCCAUUCCAAGCAACUCUUUAUGUUCGGAAAUGCCCCGUCUCAACUGGCUGGAUCUGGAGGGGAAUGAGAUAGAGACAAUCCACGACUCUGUGUUUCAGGAGUGUAUAACUGUUUUAGUCUUACGCCGAAACAAGAUACAGGAAAUCAAGAACAAAGCAUUGACUCAAAUGCCCAAGCUGGUGGACCUCGACCUUUCUGUUAACCAGAUGGAGACUCUUCCCCCGUCACUGUUUGCCAACUUGCAAGAACUUCAACAGCUGAAUAUAUCCUUCAAUCCUUUAACUUCUAUUCCACAUAACCAGUUUGAUAUGUUGCCCAGCCUGCAAUCUUUGAGCAUGGAGGGCAUAGAGAUCACCAACAUCAGUUACCGCAUGUUCUCUAAAAUGGCCAAUCUGUCGCACAUAUACUUCAAGAAGUACCAGUAUUGUAGUCACUCCCCGCACGUUCGCAGUUGUAAGCCGAACAGUGAUGGAAUCUCUUCAUUUGAAAACCUACUGGCCAACAUCUUGCUGCGAGUCUUUGUCUGGGUCAUGGCCUGCGUUACCUGCUUCGGGAACCUGUUUGUGAUCUGCAUGAGAUCGUUCAUAGUCACUGAGAACUGCCAGCAUGCCAUGUCCAUCAAGUCUCUCUGCUGUGCCGACUGUCUGAUGGGGUUCUAUCUGUUCUGCCUCGGCGCCUUCGACAUGAAGUAUAAGGGAGAGUACAACAAGCACGCCCAGGCCUGGAUGGAGGGCUGGGGGUGUAAGAUGGUCGGCUCGCUGGCCAUGCUGUCCACGGAGGUCUCCGUCCUGAUGCUCACUUACAUGACUUUGGAAAAAUACUUCUGCAUCGUCUUCCCGUUCAGCCACUUCCGCGCCGGGCGCUGGCAGACCUUGGGGACUCUCUUGGCCAUCUGGGGACUCGGCUUCUUUAUCACCGCCAUCCCUUUCUUCAGCUACGACACGUUUGGUAACUUCUAUGGACGGAACGGCGUGUGCUUCCCGCUGCAGUCAGACGACUCGGAGAGGUCUGGAGCUCGAGGGUACUCCGUCGCCAUCUUCCUAGGACUGAAUUUGCUGGCCUUCGUCACAAUCGUCUUCUCUUACAGCAGCAUGUUCUACUCUAUCCAUAAGACCGGCGCCAAAACGGCAGAGCGCAGCGUCCUAUCCCGAGAGGUCACCAUAGCCAAGAGGUUCUUCUUCAUCGUGUUCACCGACGCCCUCUGCUGGAUCCCCAUCUUUCUUCUGAAGGCCGUUUCACUCACCAAGGCAGAGAUUCCAGGCACCAUCACCUCCUGGGUUGUAAUCUUCAUCCUACCAAUUAACAGCGCUUUGAAUCCAAUUCUUUAUACACUAACAACGUCAUCCUUUCAAGAAAAGCUUAAACAGUGUUUGCAAAGCAAAAGACACCAGUUCCAAGAGUCUGGCAAAAGCAGCUUUACGUUGGUAUCCAUCCACACCAACACAGCUUGAUCCCGGAGCAUCCCCCCAACAGCUCAGACCACUUUGUUUGGGAAUGGUUGUAAAUCUGCAGUACGGAUGUGGUUAAUGAUUGUGCCUUUUCCGAAACAUGUCAAUGAUCAUCAGUCCAGAGGAAGCCCAGGUCCACACUGCCGAUCAAUUCAAGAGUGCCAAUGUUUUUGAUAUGAUGACUGUGGCUUUCAAGUCCUAAGACGAAGGGAGUAAUGACAAGUGCUGCUUGAUGGCACCUAGCCCUUCCAUUCGUGGCCAAUCUUUGCAACCUGAACCUUGAAGAAACCUACGACUAAGGAACCCAUGUGCAAAUAUCAGCAAUCCACUACGGUAGGAACUCUACAAACUGGAGGGUUGUGUGACGUUCCUCUAACUGGAGGACUAGAGAGAAGCUGAAAAUUCCCACCACGGGAUCACGCAGUUUACAAACAAAAACAAUAAUUCAGGAAUGGACCCAGCCUUGGGAGGUGGAAGGCAUCUGUUGACAUUAUUGGACGACGGGACAGAGGUGCAGAAACCAGGGCUCCGGAGCACAUAGACCAAAUAGAUGUCAAGGGUUGGAUAUAUUGGUUGUGUAUGUAGCAUUGCCGUAAAACAGGGAACCGGAGUGCAAUGUAUAGAAAAUAGACCUGCGUGUACAUAUAUUUAUAAAUUCCUUAUGACAAAA
Messenger RNA from Rana temporaria (common frog), 2936 nucleotides. Its product is annotated as relaxin receptor 1-like. The transcript is spliced from 18 exons. Gene Ontology annotation, biological process: G protein-coupled receptor signaling pathway. Bases 116 to 2269 code for a protein of 717 amino acids. The record is from RefSeq and is a predicted model, not a curated record. Lineage: Eukaryota; Metazoa; Chordata; Amphibia; Anura; Ranidae. Gene Ontology annotation, molecular function: G protein-coupled receptor activity; protein binding. Gene Ontology annotation, cellular component: membrane.